This is a messenger RNA of Lodderomyces elongisporus, 1872 nucleotides long. RefSeq lists its product as uncharacterized. The coding region runs from base 1 to 1872 and encodes 623 amino acids. The transcript has a single exon. The record is from RefSeq and is a predicted model, not a curated record. Lineage: Eukaryota; Fungi; Ascomycota; Pichiomycetes; Serinales; Debaryomycetaceae.
AUGAGUUAUUAUUUUUUUCAGAAACCUGAACGGCUAGUACAACGUGUUAACACGUCGUCGAGUGCUUUGAGUAGCCUGGCAGGGUCCAUGCGUUCGUCGAAUUCAUCUUCCAAGAUGAGUCAGUCUUCGCCACAAUCAAACGAGACAGCUGUUUAUACUUCCUCGUUGGUGACUUUUUUAGAAAAGAGUGGGGGGAGAACACCUAUGGUCAUUAAUGGCAAACAGUGGGUUUAUGAUAUCUCCAUAAAUAGGUAUGUGGAGUAUAAACCACAAAGGUCUGAGUAUGAAGUUGCGAAAAAACAAUACAAUAAGUAUAUGAAGCAGCUCCUGAAACUGCCCGGUUUUGAAAUAAACUAUCAGUUGAAUGAUCAGGUGGUUGGCCAAGCGGAGAAAUUGGCCUUGCUUAGACAUACCUACUUUGAGGAAUUAAAGUACAAUGACGAUAUUGUUAGUAGAAUACACAUUAAUCCUCACGAGUUUAACUAUUGUCAAAGAAUUGCCAACUUUACUCGCAUUGAUCAUGAAGAUUCAACAACAACAACAGCAACAGCAGCAAGAACAGCAACAGCAACUUCGCUAUUUCCAACUUUAUCCAUUCACCAGAGCGAUGGAGAUAGUGCAGAUGACUAUGAUGAUGACGAUAUCAUUGGUGAUAUUAGUGAUAUUAAAGGUGUGAGUCUACUUCAUCCGGAAAACAAAACUGUCAAUAUGCGAUCUCUUAUGACUAAUACUAAGUUGUGGAAUGAUUGUUAUGAAGAUCUCAAGCUAGAAAGUAUCACCGAGGGAGCCACCUACCAUGACCUCUUACCAAACCUCAAAGUGGCAAUGGCUUUCCAAAAGGAGUACUUGGAUUAUUUCUUAAACCAUUUGCACACACUAAAGCCAAACUUGGAAAAUAUCACAGAUGCACGUGAGUAUGCUCUGUUGGAGAAGGCUCAAUUUGUGUUUUUUACAGAGUUUAAUCUAGAGUAUUUGAACAGGUUGAAAAUUGAACAUGAUCGAUUGUUUAAACCAAAAAAGUUUAGUAGCACUUUCCAGUCAGAUUAUCAAUUGAUGUAUGAGAAAUUGAUCAAAGUAUUUAUAAAUAAUGUUGAUUCUUUUUAUAAAGUCCAUAAUGAUCACAUAUUGGAGACUUGGAAGGACUUUUUAAUAUUUAUUUUCCAACGUAUGCUAGUGCCAAAUGAUUUGAUUGGUAACAAUGGCAAUACGCCAAGUAUGGCUCUGCUGCAUAGGUCCAAGUUUAACAAUGAAAUAAAUUCUAUUGACCUGCAAUUAUCGCUGCCCAAAAGGUUGAAACGAUCAGUGCACUCAAAGUUGAAAAUAGAGGCAGAGUCUGAGUCUGAGACCAAGACUAAGUUUGAGUCAAAAACGUUGCCGCUGAAAGCUGUGCAACAGAACCUGCUACAGAACCUGCUACAGAACCUGCAGCAAGACCUGCAACCGAGUCCCUGUAAAAGUAUGAAACGGAAUCCUCUGAUUCUAUCCUCAACUUCAAAUGAAUCGUCGUUGAUCUCCUUAUAUAAGCGUUCAGGUCAGCCAUUGAAUGCUGGGUCUGUCUCAACUACAGACUCUAUUUCAUUUUCAAUUCAAGAAAUGGAUGAACCAUCACAAGGAAAAAGAGUAGGACCGCUGGCGAUCGCUACUACUACUACUACUACCAAUACUACAUUAGACCCAUUUUACGUUGUGGAUGAUAAGGAGUUGGUGCUGCGCUUUGAAAGAUACAAGUUGGCGAGAAAUGAAGACAAGGAAAAUGAGAAGCAACUUCAAAAUCAGGAGAAUUUGGAUUUAAAGAAGCUGGAAACCAAAGUUGGAAAGAGUUCAAAUAACAAGAGCUCGUCAUUUUUUAAGAAACUUCGGGGAUUGAAAUAG